Chilo suppressalis (striped riceborer) is the source of this 1331-nucleotide messenger RNA. The record is from the annotation of a GenBank genome assembly. NCBI's taxonomy places the organism in Eukaryota, Metazoa, Arthropoda, Insecta, Lepidoptera, Crambidae.
UUAAGCAUUGAACUGCCAGAUUUUCAAUUUUAUUAAGAAAAAAAAAUACGAGAAAACAACACCCGGAUAGCGGAAGAUGCAGAUUAGAAUCCUGUGUAAUGCCUGGAGCGAGUGGAAUUUUGUCUAGUAUUGUUUAAAGGCAGCAUGAGCACGACGCACAUACUUACUGUUGUACAGAAUAAAACGAAUACUUACCAUUGUUAAAGGGCAAUAGUUAUUGCUCAGCCAUAAAGUUUACAUAACAACAAACCAAUAAUGUAACAGUUUUAUGAACAAAAAUGCACAAUAGUAUGCCUAAUGGAAACCAAACUCUGUACGGAAUUUAUUGAUUGAUUCAAGAUUCAGUUAUUGUUCUAAUAUGGCCAUUUUGGCAGUAUUUCUAUUUUUAACUUUUGUUGAUUUCAUUUAUGGUGUAUUAUUGCAAUGUUACGUAACUGAUGUAAAAACUAUCCUGGAGGGAUGUGAUCGGUUGACUGGACUUAACUUGACUAGUGUCGGAGGUACAAUGGUAAACGACCAUAACUGCGAUGUCCUGUUACCUAAGCAAGUCUUCAUUGAAGAACCUCUUUUUCAAUAUCCUUUGGCUGAUUCGAAAAAGUUCUAUACCCUUAUAAUGGUAGACCCCGAUGCACCACCACAAGUAGACGGCGAGUUUUAUCUUCACAUGCUGAAAUCAAACAUACCAGGACUAGCGUUGAAAUCCAAGGACAGUAGCAAGACUGUAGGCAUUGAUUAUAGAGGUUUUAAGCCGCCAGCGCCACCUCGCGGAACCGGCCCACAUCGUUACAUGAGCUUGCUUUACGAGCAGUCUGACGGCAACAAUUUCUUACCACCUGUGCCACCAACAAGGAAUCGUUUCUCGCUAGCAAGCUGGCUGCGUGGGAAGAAUCUAUGUGGCCCUGUAGCGGGCACUAUGUUCCGAUCUCAAUACUAGAUGGCGCUGCUUUUGACUAUUUAAAAUUAAAAUUACUACUUUGUAAAUAGAUACCUAAAAAAUACCACAUAAAAACAUAAUACAUACUUAAACAUUAUUUUAAAAUAUCGUCUAUUUCCAAACCCGCACUGUAGUGACUGUUUUUUUAAGUUGUUCAAAAUCAGUUCUAGAUGUCGCUAGGAGUCCAAAAAGGCUGAUUAGUUGAAAUCACAGAUCUUAAAAUUGAUCGUUGUUUCAUGAUGACUGUGUUUAACCAAUAUAUGAAAGGGGUAUUUCAUGAAAUAACUUGCAUAACGAGAUCGUAUAAUUUAAAUAAACGUUAACGUUUGAUGAUAUGUUUGGCCAUAAUAUUGACAGUGGAAAGGAAAAUCAAAUGAAGCGGCAUUUAGUCAAUUGU